UGGCGCUCUGCGCAUAUGUCCAGAGCGUCCCUCUGGGCCAGCCGCGCCUGCUUCCCUACGCAUGGCACCGGCACCUUUGUCCAUGAACCCCACUGGGCUCAGGGCGCGUGGCGAGGACGGCACCGGGUCUGCCCUGCUGCCCUUCAGCGUUGAGUCGCUGCUGGAGGCAGAGCCUGGGCAGGGCCCGGAGCCCGCAGAGCCCGAGGAGGAAAGGCCGCGGGGUGACACGGAGCCUGGAUCCUGGUUUCAUCCCGCUGCCCGCGCGUGUCCCCCACGUGCCCUCAGCCCUUCACCCUGCACCCUCCGAAAACACAAGAACAACCGCAAGCCGCGGACGCCUUUCACCACGGCGCAGCUCCUGGCUCUAGAGCGCAAGUUCCACCAGAAGCAGUACUUGUCUGUCGCUGAGCGUGCGGAGUUCUCCAGCAGCUUGAGCCUCACCGAGACGCAAGUCAAGAUCUGGUUUCAGAACCGCCGAGCCAAGGCCAAGCGGCUGCAGGAGGCCGAGCUGGAGAAGUUGAAGCUGGCAGCCAAGCCGCUGCUGCCCUCUUUCUCCCUGCCCUUCCCUCUGGGUGCCCCGCUGCACGGAGCUGCGGUGAGCGCUCUGCCGCCAGUGCCCCGGCUCCUCGCGGGCCCGGCCGCCGCCUGUGGUUUGUACUACCUGUCUUAGGCCGAGGGUCUGUAGUCGGCUUGGCAGUCUUUCAGGCGGGAGGGCGGCCUUGUCCUGUUAAUCCCUCGCGGCCAGCGCGGUCACAGGCCUGCGCUUCAGCCGGUCUGCAGACCAGUCUUGUGCAUCCCAGC
Messenger RNA from Heterocephalus glaber (naked mole-rat), 801 nucleotides. Its product is annotated as homeobox protein MSX-3. Gene Ontology annotation, biological process: embryonic morphogenesis; regulation of transcription by RNA polymerase II. Lineage: Eukaryota; Metazoa; Chordata; Mammalia; Rodentia; Bathyergidae. Gene Ontology annotation, cellular component: nucleus. The record is from RefSeq and is a predicted model, not a curated record. Gene Ontology annotation, molecular function: DNA-binding transcription factor activity, RNA polymerase II-specific; RNA polymerase II transcription regulatory region sequence-specific DNA binding.